AUGUUGGGACACUAUGAGGUAACCGAAUACCUUAUCGCAAUAGGAGCUGAUAAAAAUACUAAGAAUGAUGAUGGAUAUACCCCACUCAUUUUUGCAUCAAAAAUGGGAAAUUUUGAUAUUGUAAAAUAUCUUAUCUCUGUAGGAGCUAAUAAAGAUGCAGAGAAUAAUAAUGGAGAAACUGCGCUCGAUAAUGCUCUUAAUACACAAAUUAGAGAAUAUUUGCUUUCUAUGAAGUUUGACUAUUCUAAUUAA
Molecule: messenger RNA, 252 nt
Organism: Trichomonas vaginalis G3
Lineage: Eukaryota; Parabasalia; Trichomonadida; Trichomonadidae
Product: Ankyrin repeat family
Exons: 1
Coding region: 1-252 (83 amino acids)
Molecular function (GO): protein binding
Source: RefSeq, a predicted model, not a curated record